ACCCCGUUGCAGCAUGCUGCUGAUUGGCAGGUUGCUGAGCAAGACGUCUCCGUCUCUACUCACUCUAAACCGCCCUUUCCUGACUCCAGCGAGUUUCUUGAGUUACGGAGCCAUGGCCGACGUGAAACUGCGUCUCGUCCAGUUCGAGACGGCGAGCUCUCCCCAGCGGGUCGGAGUUCAGCUGGGAGACGGGGGCAGCGUGGUGGACGUGUGCGCAGCGGAGCCAAGCCUUCCCAGGGACAUGCGCUCCUUCCUGCAAGGCUGGGACACCAACCUCCCUCUCGCAGCCAAGUAGCUACUGCUACAGCCUUUCACUCUCGUAUGAUUUCUGUUCAGAGUUGCAGAGGCGGUAUCGUCAUCGUCAGACCAUAUCUUCGCGGCUGCCAGCUGCACCCUCAAGGCACCCAUCUACGACCCCCAGAAGCUGUUGUGUGUUGGGAUGAACUACGUGGACCACUGCAAGGAGCAGAACUACCCUGUCCCACAGGAGCCCAUCAUCUUCAGCAAGUUUGCCUCAGCCAUCACUGAGCCCAAUGGAGCUGUCAUCCACCCCAAAGAGACUGAUAGUCUUGAUUAUGAGGUUGAACUCGCCUUUGUCAUUUCAAGAAGAGGCAAACACAUCAAGGAGAGUGAGGCGAUGUCUCACGUGGCAGGAUACACUGUGGCUCACGAUGUCAGUGCCAGAGACUGGCAGAUGAAGAAGAACGGGAAACAGUGGCUGCUGGGCAAGACUUUCGACACGUUCUGUCCCCUCGGCCCAGCAAUUGUUACCCCUAGCUCUCUCUCAGACCCACACAAGCUGGGCAUCCGCUGUCGUCUGAAUGGAGAGCUGGUACAGAACUCCAAUACAGAGCAACUGGUACACAAGACUGGGGCUCUGGUGGCCUUCAUUUCCAGGUUUAUGACUCUGGAGCCAGGGGAUGUGGUACUGACGGGCACUCCACCUGGUGUGGGCUGCUUCAGAGACCCUCCAAUUUGGCUCAAGAAAGGGGAUGUUGUAGAGUGCGAAAUCGACGAGAUUGGGAAAAUCACAAACACAAUAAUUCAGUGAAUUUAUUUUUCUGUGUGACAUUUGAAACCUCACAGCCAUAAAAACAACGAGAAAAAUGGGAUGCGCUCAGUCCACAAACAGUUCGCCAUCCUCUGCUGUGGGGCCAAAGGCAGUUUCACCACCUUUUCCAACCUGACAAAGACUAGUGUGACUUGUACAGCUGUCGCCAAGUGAUGAUGGAGAGUUUAUAGCCUCAACAUUACCAUACAUCACUGCAUCAUAGGCUGUCCUCACCUGAAUGGCAGACCUGGAGUAGGGCAUCCUUCCCACCGCCGUACCCAGCCCAGGACAGAGA
Messenger RNA from Geodia barretti, 1346 nucleotides. Lineage: Eukaryota; Metazoa; Porifera; Demospongiae; Tetractinellida; Geodiidae. The record is from the annotation of a GenBank genome assembly.